CAUUGCUUAAGGUGCAAUGAACUCCACAUUCAGGAAAUAUACCUUUAGAUAAACUGAAAUAUAUCUUUCAUAAAUAAUUUGUGGUUAAGGAAUUGGGACUAAAAAAACGGACUUCCCGAAAUGCUCCACUAAUCUUUGGCUCUGGACCGCCCACGCCCAUCGCCUCCAGGGUUACGAGCGAUGUGGGCGGCCGAGAAGAGAAGGGGGCCUGCUGCCUCAUGGGUCCUCGCUCUCCUUUGCCUCGCCACUGGUGUUACGGCUGAAGAGCAGAUGUUCCUGGUGACUCCCAAGAGCGUUCAGGUGAAAGCUGGUGAUGAUGUGUUCUUCAGGUGUGUCGUUCGGAACCAGCAGGGAAAUGCUCAGUGGACGAAAGAUGGAUUUGCCCUCGGUAAGUGGUCGUUCAAGUGACUGGAAACUUGCUUUCACUUUGUUUGUCUUAUCCACGUAUUCC
Molecule: messenger RNA, 451 nt
Organism: Penaeus monodon (black tiger shrimp)
Lineage: Eukaryota; Metazoa; Arthropoda; Malacostraca; Decapoda; Penaeidae
Product: kin of IRRE-like protein 2
Exons: 2
Coding region: 181-408 (75 amino acids)
Source: RefSeq, a predicted model, not a curated record